AUGGUAGAAGAAGCGUUGGUGGAACAUAGACUAGACUCGCAGAAACUUCUUGGUGAUAAACAAGUGAUUGAUGCUUUUGACGGUAUUUUAGUUGUACUGCACAGAGCAUUAGUGUAUUAUAUUGAAAUUGCAGGGCAUUUGACAUUAGCAUUUGAAAAAGUUUAUGAUUCAUCAAUAACCAUUGAUUCAGUGAAGUACUAUGAUGGUAAACUUUUUGUUGCUUAUAGGGGGUGUGAUUAUGCUCUAAAGAAAGAAAAUAUCAUGUUGGACGUACUUGAUUACCAAUUGGAGGUGUUAUCGAAAGGGUCCUUUCAGGAUGCUUCCUUUAACAAAGGUGAAGUUGUUACUGCCUUCAAACUGAUAUUCAAUUAUCUCAUGGUUGUCCUUGAGAGUUACAAUUACAUUGUUUUACCACUUUUAUCUGGGGAUGCAUACCGGAUGUUAUACACAGCAAAUGAUAAUAACAUAUUUUUCAUAUUUGAAUCAUGUGGACCGGCAUUGUACAAGCGGGAAAUACAAAAAACUGCCUCUGGUUGUAAACUUAUAGACAUUCCAUGGAGCGUUAAGCAAGUGAUUAAAUACUGUAAAUCAGAUGAUUACUUUUGUGUUCAAGAAUUCAAUACAGAUUACAUCAUUUUUUCCAGUGAGAACAAGAUAAGCUAUUUUUCAUUCACUGACCCUUCGAAUUAUUUCACAGUCGAUUUCCACGGCCCCAUAACAUCCUCUACCAAAUGGAACGACCAAAUUAUUGUGGUUUUUGAUGACAAAUCUAUCUUUACUCUGGAUAUUAACAGUAAAGAAUAUCAUCCUCUCAUCGAGCCAAUUACGGUUUGGACUAACUCAAUUCAAAACACCUCCAACCUGUUGAUACUACAUUCUCCCAAGACUGGCCUGGUGACAAUAAAUAAACGUACCCUUCAAGUAGGGUACGCCAGAGAUACCAUUCAUACUUUUCAAAGAAUGAAUGCCUCUGUCGCUGCUGUUUAUGCAUUUUAUUCCCCAGAGGAUAAUCUGAUUGUUGCUUACUCAGAUGGUGGUGAUAGCAUUCUUAUCAAACAUGAGGAUGAUUAUACCUACAAGUAUCUUUCAAAUGUCAUUAGUAUAAAAAGUGCGGUCUGUAAUCACUUUAACUUUAAAGAAAAUACAAUCAUCCUUUCCUUUGCUGGUGUUUAUCUUGUUUCAUACCCUCUUCAAGUGAUUGCGGAGUUCCCCAUCGAUGAUCCCUUAGAUAUCAAAUAUGACUACAAGCUAGAUAGAUUUAUUGUAAGCACUUAUUCCAAUAAUGAAACAGGUAUUUCCAGUUUGUAUAUUCUCACACCAGGGUUGCAGUUGGACAAGCGCAUGGAUAAGAAAGCACAUUUUGGAUUUUAUCUUGAUGUUGGAACACAGGGAUUCUUUGACAAUACGAAAUAUUAUUCAUACAUUGAUAACAAAAGAAAGGAAUCUUUUGAUGUUAAGCAUAGGCCCACUGAUACCACAGACUUUAUUUACCAACACAAUUGUCUCAUAUAUAAAUCCGCUUAUGAUUUUGUAUGUUGUGAGCGUUCAACAGGUGUUGAGACUGUUACUCCCAGGAUCACGUCUUUUACCAAAAUUGAUGAAGACCGCGUAUUGUUAUUUUUCAAUGAAACCGUAUCAGUGUUUGACGUCAGAACAAAACAAGUUGAGGAACUAUUGAAGGGAAAACGAGCAUUCAAGCCAACAGAUAUAAACCUCCAUAUUUUGGACGUUGAUAAUAAAGUAAAACUGAAACUAAAGAAGGGCAGGUUUCUCACCAGCAUUUCCAGUUUUUACACUGUGAUUGAAUACGAAAGCACUUAA
Molecule: messenger RNA, 1821 nt
Organism: Pichia kudriavzevii
Lineage: Eukaryota; Fungi; Ascomycota; Pichiomycetes; Pichiales; Pichiaceae
Exons: 1
Coding region: 1-1821 (606 amino acids)
Source: RefSeq, a predicted model, not a curated record